This is a messenger RNA of Salvia splendens (bonfire salvia), 680 nucleotides long. RefSeq names its product cold-responsive protein kinase 1. Gene Ontology annotation, biological process: protein phosphorylation. NCBI's taxonomy places the organism in Eukaryota, Viridiplantae, Streptophyta, Magnoliopsida, Lamiales, Lamiaceae. The record is from RefSeq and is a predicted model, not a curated record. The transcript has 3 exons. Gene Ontology annotation, molecular function: ATP binding; protein kinase activity. Bases 132 to 680 code for a protein of 182 amino acids.
UUCUUCCUCUCUUUAAUCAUCUCCCUUUUCCUCUUCACAAUCCGUGAUGCCUUACCUUAAAAAACUCUCUCGGGGUUACAUGACAGAAGCGAUUAAAGAUUGAAUUUUUACCAAAAUCAGCAGCCAAAAAAAUGGGCCUCUCUGAUUGUUUCGGUGCGUUUGAUUACUGCACACACGAUACUGUAACUCAAGCACACGAAAUCCCCACAAAAACCGUGAGGCUUUUCUCUUACUAUUCCCUGCGCUCAGCAACGAGGUUGUUUCACACUUCCAACAGAAUCGGCAGAGGUGGUUUCGGAGUAGUUUAUAAAGGUGUUUUGAGAGAUAGGACUCAAGUUGCAAUCAAGGCUCUCUCUGCUGGAUCAAAGCAGGGGAUAAAGGAGUUCUUGACAGAGCUCGCGACCAUAUCUGAGAUCCGGCAUCCCAACCUCGUGCAGCUGCUCGGCUGCUGUGUCGAGGGCGAUCACCGGAUACUCGUCUACGAGUACAUGGAGAACAGCAGCCUCCACACCGCCUUGCUAGGCUCUUACAGCAAGCAAGCGGAGCUCGAUUGGUCGAAGAGGGCUGCGAUAUGUCUUGGCACGGCUAAGGGGCUCGCGUUCCUCCACAAGGACGCUGAGCCAGGCAUCGUUCAUCGUUGUUGGAUAAUAAGCAAUAGAAUGAAAAUGAACAAGAAAUGA